AAAAAGAGAAAAAUAUCUUCAUUCUCCUCACUCCAACAAAUUUCUGCCAGCUCACAAAUUUCCUCACGAUUUCUGCAUUGAUCCUCCACAAAAUCAGCUCCACAUCAUAACAAACUUUGAUUCCCUUUGAUCUUUCUCCUCAUGAGAAAUUCCCUUUGAGCCCUCACUCUCCUAUGCCUAUAAAACAAGCUGCUCAGUACAGUGAGAGGGGAGGAGAAAAAAUGCAAUGUUACUCUGCUUGAAUAUCACCUGAAAUUCUCCUCCAAAUUUGUUUAAUACCAUUCCAAAAUUCCUGCAUCUUGAACCUGCUUUCAAUAUUCACACAUAUGUCUUAAAAUUUGUUUGCUCAUUAACUCUCAAGAGGGAUUCAGAUCCAUGAAUCACCUCUGAGUUUUGUAUUGACAUUUGUUGUUGCCUCGGUUUAGAAAGGAGGAAGAAAAAGGCAAAGAAACUCUGCUCAAAUGAAACCAAGCUUCCUCCAAACUUCAUCAAAACCGAUUCUCCAUUCAUUCAACCAAACCUGUAACAUUCAUCAAACCAGAAAAACUUAAAUAAACACCACUUCACCAUCAUCAUCACCAUGGCACUCACAUAACCUGUGAUUUCUCCACAAAUCUUUACUACACACAUCCAUAAAUCCAUUCAAUGCACCUCUGCAAAACUCUCAACAACAAAACCUCACCACAAACCUACUCAACAAUUUCAACCACACACUCCAAAACCUUCACUGAUCCGACGCGUCAACAUUUUCCACAUAGAGCUCAUUACUUCUGACAACACCGACACCGCAUCUUCACAACAACAACUCAGUAACGAACCGCAGAAGCAACAACACUCAGAUCGAGACGAAGAGCAAGGGAGAUCGAAGCAUCACCGGAGCUUCAAACAGCGGGAUUCCAGAAACAAGAGGACCUCCAUUUAGAAGUAAAAGAAUUAAUUGCUAAAAACACGAUAAGUAGGAAUCGAAGCAAGGACAUUUCUCUAUGCCAGACUAAACAACCACCGCUUGACCACUCGGACAUCUAUGAUAAUACUGUAAAAUACCAUUUAUUUAAUAUAUACAGUAUUAUAUUUCUAAUUAUGAGGCCCCUAAAUAUUUGAGGCCCUGUGCGGUGCCACUUGUCGCACACCCACAGGGCCGGCCCUGCUUUGAGGACUUUAUUGUGGACAUUUAUAAUUCAUUUUAAUUUUUGUAUAUAUUAUCCUUUUAUUUUCCGCUUUAAUUUUCAAUUGGGUUGUAAUAAUUAGUAGUUAAUUUUCAUCCCCAUUCGUUUAAGUUUGUAAUCCCCAUCCCCGAGGCCUUGUAAUAAUUUUUAUCGCUUUCCUUUACCGCUUUAUUUUAUUAUUGCUUGCAUGCUUUUAACCGUUUUUCAAAAUAAAAGAAUAUUAGGACCUUAGCCGUUUUCUACCAUAAGUCGAGUGCCUUGCGCACCGCCAUCGACCUGUUUUUCAAAACUCUUUUCAUAAUAAAACCUUGACUUUUGUCACGUGAUCUUUCUUUUAAAACUCUUUUGUGCACUCGCACUCUUUUUCCUUUAAAACUGUUUUCAAUAAAACCUUUUUCAAUAAAACCUUUUUCAAAACUUUUGAGCAGAACUACAAAUGCUCUGACUUCUCCAUUGCACUGAGGAGGUAUGUAGGCACAAGAUUUUUAUGUCUUGUCGAGCAAACUUUUGUAAAUAACCUUUUUCUUUUGUAUAUAUUCCUUUUCUCUUUUCUCUUUUAGCAAGCAAAAAAUGAUUUUAACAUAAACACAGAUUUUCAAAAGGCUCCUAUGGAGUACCACAGAUGUGAGGGGUGCUAACAUCUUCCCCUUGCAUAACCAACCCCCAUAUCUAGAUUUCUUUUGUGGUUUUUUCGAGUUUUUUCCCUUUCCUCUUUUGGAAUCAAAAAAGUUCGGUGGCGACUCUUGCUUUUUAAAUGAGUUAAGUUAACCAAUGGCUUAAUCUCAAAUUUUCCGCCGCUACAGAAAAGUGGCGACUCUGCUAGGGACUUCCCUAAGUGGGUUUAUCCUAUUUUGUUUAUCUGUGUGUUUAUGUUAUUGCUUAUUGUUUGAUUUGUUCUUUUUGUAUAUAUAUAUAUAUAUAUAUAUAUAUAUAUAUAUAUAUAUAUCUUAGUUUGUAUGUAUUCUUAUCUGUUUAUGUGGUUACUUGGGUGAUACUUUGUGAUGAGAUAAAGUCCUAACCCGAACUUUUGUGAGUAACUUGAGAUAGGAGGUGGUAAGACCAAUAGUUGCAUGUCAGGAGCGAUCCUUAACAUGAGCAUCAUAUGGUGGAACCCCAAUCAGUGGAGGCCUCAUGGAAGGUAGUAGAUGUUGUUACGAGCUAUCGUAAGAACGCUAUUACUUUCAAUAGUGAGUGUCCGUAGAAGCUGAAUGACCUAGAACCGUUUUAACCCAUCUAAGCCUUUUUAGGAUGUAGCGCAGAAACAAGUUCAAGUACCAAUUUGUUCUUGUUGUCAUGCGAUGCUACGCUCAUACGAGGUCUUUUUAGGAAUAUUAUUGGCGCCCAUGAGCAAUUGUGCGAGCCGGUACUAUCCGAUAGAAGAUUGAAAUCUCUGGGAACCUUUGUAGAACCCGUUCGGCAGGUACAAAAUUCCCUAGUACAUACCUUUGUGGGUGGUUCUUAACCAUGACUCCAUGCUCGUGACUUUGAACCUUGUUUGUGUGACCUUGUGUGACCUUGAUUAUGAAGGAUACAUAAACCAUGCAUUCAUUUGAUUUCCAAGGAGCUUAUAGGUCUUUCUUUGUAAACAUCAUAAGUUUCAUCGAACUUGAUGGAUCUUGGGUGUUGAUGGGGUCAAAACCCUAAUCCACCAAGAUAGAUGAUUGAUAUUGAUGAUAACUUGAUCAAUGCUUUGAUCCAAUUUAGGAUUUACUUCCUUCAUGCUUUGAUGUUUACAAAUUAAUAACUUGAAUUCUUUGAAAAUCAAACAGUAACAAAAACAACAUUGCAUUUGUAUUGCAUCAUUUGCAUACUUCAUGCAUUCAUCCAGGUUGUCCAGAAAACUUAUCCUUGUAUGUCUCCAUCUUCAGAGUUGUCUGUCUACCGUCAAGCUGAUUCCUCCACACAAGUACGGAACUAGAGCCAACGUCAGAAGAAGAAUGGAAUACCAAGAGCAAGACAAUGUAGAGGUCAGAAUGGAAAUUGAUGAAUUAAAGUCAGGCAUGACCAAGCUAACUGAAAUGCUGCAAGUUUUGAUUGCUAGAGGAGAACCGCCUCAGAAGACUGUCAUUGUUGAAGUCCCAAGUGCUGAUGUUGACCCUCAACCUACUCUACAACCACCUUCUACAUGGCCUGAGUUUGGUUUGCCACAUGGUUACACCCCUCCCUAUGAGAAGACUCUUGGUAUUGGUCAAUCUCCACAACUUGUGAUUGGUCAGUCUUCAAAUCAAGUUUUUCAUGCUCCUGUCUUCACUGAAUCUCAGCCUAUCGUGCACACUAUGGCUCAACCUGCUUAUGUGAACCCUUUGUUUGAAUAUCAAGCUGCCCGUUACCAAAAUGGAAGUCAAGGAGAUGUUGGAGAUAUUGAAGAUGUCAAAGAGCAAUAUCAGAUUUUAGAAAAGAGACUUAGAGCCAUGGAAGGCAAUGAUUACGUUGGGGUUACUGCUGAAAACAUGUGUUUGGUUUCUGAUGUUGUCAUGCCUGCAAAAUUCAAGACUCUAGAGUUUGAGAAGUAUAAAGGAAACACUUGUCCAAGAAGCCAUUUGACCAUGUACUACCGCAAGAUGGUUGCUUAUACCAAGAAUGACAAACUGCUCAUCCAUUGCUUUCAAGAUAGUUUGAGUGGAGCUUCGCUUAAAUGGUAUAUGGGACUUGAGAGUAGUCGCAUUCAUUGCUUCCAAGAUCUGACUGAUGCUUUCAUGAAGCAGUAUAAGUACAAUUUGGACAUGGCACCUGAUCGUCGACAAUUGCAGAAUAUGUCUCAGAAAGAGAAAGAAUCCUUCAAAGAAUACGCUCAACGUUGGAGAGAGCUAGCUUCUCAAGUGGAGCCACCAUUGGUUGAGAAAGAAUUGACUGGAAUGUUCAUGGAUACUCUCUCCCCUUUCUACUGGGAGAAGAUGAUUGGUAGUGUGUCCUCAAACUUCACAGACUUGGUUACCAUUGGUUAGAGACUCGAAGAAGGAAUCAAGAAUGGGAAAGUUGCUAAUGUUGCUGAAUCUUCUGGUGGAGCAAAGAAAACUUAUGGAAACUUCCAGAAGAAGAAAGAGAAUGAGACUAAUGCCGUGUCAGAUGACAGAAUAGGAUCUCGUCAUAGACCUCAAAAUGGUGAUCAGCCGUAUGUAGCCGCUGUUGCUCCUGUGCAAGUUCAAGCUACUCAACCUCAGGCUGCUAACCAGAAUCAGAAUCGUGGUAGGAUAACUUAUGAUCCUAUUCCCAUGACUUACAUUGAACUAUAUCCCGCGUUGGUUCGAAAAGGGUUGAUCAUGACAAGAGCCAUGCCUCCUCCUCGAAACCCUCCCUCAAAAUGAUUCCGGCCUGAUCUUCAUUGUGAGUUUCAUCAGGGUGGUGCUGGCCAUGAUUUAGAAAACUGUUAUGCUUUGAAGGCCAUAGUGCAAGAGUUGGUGAGGUUGAAGCUCCUCUCUUUUAGAGAUGUUGCUCCCAAUGUUGUCACCAAUCCUUUUCCAGAUCAGAGUGGCUGAAGAUAAGUCAAAGCCAUAUGGUCUCCUAAAGCCAAGUGUUUCAGACGGGAUAGCUCAUCCUUGUUGCUGAUUAGUCAGUAGGCCUUGUUUCUUUACUGUUCGUAUUUCCUUUAAUGUACUGUUUACUUUUAGACUUUGUUUGUUUCUGAAUGUUAAUUUUAAUGA
This is a messenger RNA of Vicia villosa (hairy vetch), 4807 nucleotides long. RefSeq lists its product as uncharacterized. The transcript has 2 exons. The coding region runs from base 2981 to 4111 and encodes 376 amino acids. The record is from RefSeq and is a predicted model, not a curated record. Lineage: Eukaryota; Viridiplantae; Streptophyta; Magnoliopsida; Fabales; Fabaceae.